AUGUCGGCGGCCAUCGAGCAGCGCAAUCAGGACGCGACCGUCUACGUGGCCAACUUGGACGACCGCGUGAGCGAAGAGCUAUUGUGGGAGCUCAUGCUCCAGACCGGCAGUGUCUGCAACGUGCACAUGCCGCGCGACAAGAUCACGGGCAGCCACCAGAACUACGGCUUUGUCGAGUUUCGCACGGAAGAGUGCGCCGAGUACGCGGUUAAGGUGUUAAAUAUGGUCCAAUUGUAUGGGAAAGUGAUUCGCGUGAAAAAAGCGUCCAACGAGAAAAAGGUGCUGGACGUGGGGGCGAAUCUAUUUUUGGGUAACCUCGACGCCGAAGUGGACGAAAAGCUGCUGUAUGACACCUUUUCGGCGUUUGGGGGGAUCAUUGAGACCCCCAAAGUGAUGCGGGAUCCGGAUACGAGACUGUCGCGAGGGUUUGGCUUUGUGAGCUUCGAUUCGUUCGAAGCGGCGGACUUAGCCAUUGAGUGUAUGCACGGACAGUACCUGUGCAAUCGCCAAGUGGUGGUGCAAUAUGCCUACAAAAAGGAUAGCCAGAACGAACGUCACGGCUCGGAGGCUGAGCGUUUACUGGCGCAGAAGAACCCGAAUAAGCUCAAACCUCAUACGCUGUUUGCCUUUACGGCUGCGCAUGGGGGCGGACCAGUUGGCCCGGGGAUGCACCCACCUCCUCCGCCUCAGUUUGGUCACGGAGGAGGCUACAUGAUGGACAUGAACAUGAACAUGAACAUGAACAUGGGGGUGCCGCCACCGCCACCUCCAGUGCCGCAAAGCAUGGGAAUGGGAAUGCCAUACCCACCUCAUACGGUAGCGGGGAUGGGAGCUCCUCCGCCGCCGCCGCCACUGCCGCAGAUGAGAUGA
Molecule: messenger RNA, 870 nt
Organism: Hyaloperonospora brassicae
Lineage: Eukaryota; Oomycota; Peronosporomycetes; Peronosporales; Peronosporaceae
Source: the annotation of a GenBank genome assembly